GAGGGGAACUGGGAAGGGAAGGGAGCGGAAGAGAGGUGGGUGACCGCCGCUCCUCCGUCCAGCCUUCCAGUUCCAGGCGUGGCGAACUAGGCAAGCGGCAAGCUCACCGCUCCUCGAGUGAGGCCCAGGUUCCGUCGCCGCCGUACUCAGCAGCGGAUACCGGCGAGUCAACAGGUAGUAGAGGGGGAAGGAGGGGAGCAGUUCCUGUUCGCCCGGUCACCGCGCGGCCGGAGCAAUCCCGCUGGUGCGUCCGCCUCAGUUUGCCGUCACCCUGUUGCACGUACGGCUAGGGUUUGGAGAUAGAUCCGCCCGCCAGCUCGUGUGGAGGCGCGCCGUGGUGCGGGGAGGAAUAGAGGAAGCGCGGUUUUGGUUCCUUGCUCCUGAAGCUUCAGGGCGUGCGAACCGGUUCGGUCGCAAUGUCGGGCUCGUCGGCGGCAGGGGAGGACAUAGUGCAGCACCUAUCGUCCAAUUCUAACCCGUCUUCGUCGAAGCUCGCGAAGCUCGAGGCACGCAUGGCCGGCAAGGCUGUCUCCGCGCCAUCGUCACCGCCACACCAUCCCAUGGCUGCCCCCGCCUCCGCACCUGCCAUAUCCUUCAUGGACCAGGAGGAGCUGCCUGAGACUUCCUCUUCCGAUGACGAUAACUGUGAGGAGUUUUUGAUACAAAAGAAUACCCUGAAGCGUCCGAGAUCUCCAGAUGGUGACAACAUCUCUGCUCUUGGAAAUUUUGAGGGUUCAUCAAACGAGGCAGCAAAGAUUUUAGAUGUCACGGAUACAAGACCAUCCCUGGACAAUUCAAAUAGGAAAAAACAAGGCCGUGGAAGGGGUCGUGCUGGUACAGGCCGAGGCCGUGGCUCAAAGACUGUUGAUCAACCACGACUGACUUUGAUUUCCUCAGCAGUUGUAACAAAUGGUCAACUAGAUAAAUUAACCAACAAGGAACCCCAAUCGAGUGUUCAACUGGGCCAUGACGACAGGGCUGCUUUACAGGAAGAAUUGUCAAUGUUACAUGGCAAAGUUGCAUUUUUGGAGGAGGAACUUUCUAAAUCGCGUCAAGACGCAACAAAUUACCAUCAACUGAGUGAUAGGGUAGCAAAGGAAUUGAAGGAUCUCAAAGAUCAUGACCAACAAAUGAGAUCUAAGCAAAUGAAGGUGCUGUCUGAUCUGCUGAUAGCUGUGUCGAAAGCAGAGAGGCAAGAAGCGCGGAUGAGGAUAAGGCAGGAAUCUUUCAGACUUGGGAAUGUUGGUGUUAUGAGAGCUGGAACUAUCAUAUCUGAAAUUUGGGAAGACGGACAGGCAAUAAAAGAUCUUAAUUCUCACCUGAAAUCUUUACUGGAAACUAAGGAGACUAUUGAAAGGCAUCGUAAAUCACUUAAGAAAAGACAAUCUGACAAGGGUGAUGGCAGUGACGCUGAGACUAGCAUGUCCGAGGAGGACAUUGUCUUACAGGACGAAAUAUGUAAAUCUCGUCUAACCAGUAUCAAACGGGAGGAAGAACAGUAUAUGAGAGAGAGAGAUCGGUAUGAGUUGGAAAAGGGGAGGCUUAUACGAGAGAUGAAGCGUCUCAGAGAUGAAGAUGGCUCACGCUUUAACAACUUCCAAAUUCUUCACCAUCGUUAUGCUCUGUUAAAUCUUCUUGGAAAGGGAGGGUUUAGUGAGGUUUACAAGGCUUUUGAUUUGGUGGAGUACAAGUAUGUGGCAUGCAAGCUUCAUGGAUUGAACGCUCAAUGGAGUGAGGAGAAAAAACAGAGCUACAUACGUCAUGCGAUUCGUGAAUAUAACAUUCACAAAACUUUGGUGCAUCCAAACAUUGUCAGGCUAUGGGAUAUAUUUGAGAUUGAUCACAAUACAUUCUGCACCGUCCUAGAAUAUUGCAGUGGCAAGGAUCUUGAUGCAGUCCUUAAAGCCACACCAAUUCUUCCAGAAAAAGAAGCAAGAAUCAUAAUUGUUCAAAUAUUUCAGGGCCUGGUUUAUCUAAACAAGAGGGGCCAAAAGAUCAUUCACUACGAUCUAAAACCUGGCAAUGUUCUCUUUGAUGAGGUUGGUGUUGCAAAAGUUACAGACUUUGGCCUCAGCAAGAUUGUGGAGGAUGAUGUUGGGUCUCAGGGAAUGGAACUCACUUCUCAGGGAGCUGGAACCUAUUGGUAUCUUCCUCCAGAAUGCUUUGACCUUAGCAAAACACCAUUUAUUUCAUCUAAGGUGGAUGUUUGGUCAGCUGGUGUAAUGUUUUACCAAAUGCUUUAUGGAAGGCGUCCUUUUGGUCAUGAUCAGACUCAGGAGAGAAUACUUCGGGAAGAUACAAUUAUCAAUGCACGAAGAGUGGAGUUCCCCUCAAAGCCAGCUGUAUCGAAUGAGGCGAAGGAUCUGAUACGCCGGUGCUUGACAUACAACCAAUCAGAGAGGCCAGAUGUACUAACCAUAACUCAAGAUCAUUAUCUCUCGUAUGCAAAGAAGUAGCCACUACCCCGGAGAACAUUUUGGCGAUGGUAUCUGUUCAGGCAUUGAGAUUAUGGAUGGGGAUGGAUAAUCUCGUGGAAGAGCUAAGUAUUAAACAAGCUCAAGAAGACCACAAAGGGUGUAUAAUUGUAAAUUUUAGUCUGCCCUAUUACGGCAAUGACCUGAAAUCCAGAAGGCAUCAGUUCAAAGGCCAGCUUCUUUUGUAACAUAGAGAAAACAUGCAUUAACGGGCCCAUUUACCCUUUGACUGAGAUCUCCUUGACUCGCUUGUGG
Messenger RNA from Zea mays, 2729 nucleotides. Its product is annotated as tousled-like kinase 2. The record is from RefSeq and is marked provisional. Gene Ontology annotation, cellular component: nucleus. Lineage: Eukaryota; Viridiplantae; Streptophyta; Magnoliopsida; Poales; Poaceae. Gene Ontology annotation, biological process: peptidyl-serine phosphorylation; intracellular signal transduction; chromosome segregation. Gene Ontology annotation, molecular function: ATP binding; protein serine/threonine kinase activity.